GGCUUCUCUCACUAAACUUUUUUGGAAAAUACUUCUCUCUCUAAAGAAGAAUCUAACUUGAUCGUUGGAGGAUUAACGGGCCACGAGGCCCACCUCGGUGUGUGUAGGUGAUUCCACGUAGGCAAGGUGUACGGAGCGGAAGGGAAGAAGGAAGAUUGAGGAGGCUUCAACAAUUGGCGCGCCAGGAAGGGGGCGAAGAGUACUAACAAAGAAGAAAAAAAACGAAAGAGGGCGCCUGAGAGACGAUGGAAGACGGUGGGAGUGAAGUUCAAGAGCAAGUCAUGGCUGAGGCGUCCCAAGAGAUGGGGGAGCGGACGCCCAGUAGGAACGAGGACGAAGGAAGUGAAGAUCGGCACCUGAGUUCUGAGGAUGCCUCCAUCACUAAGAAGGACUUGUUCAAAAUUAUAGCUGAUCAGGAUGAAGCCAUCGGGAUGCUCAGGAGGGAGGUGGAGAUGCUGAAAGGGAUGUACACCCACCAGUUCUCGGAGUCAUCCUAGAAGAGUGCACCACAAGUGAAGAGCUUUGUCGGGCGCUGGCCAAAAGAGAUGUGGUAUCCACGGAGGACGUGGAUUGUAGUGUGCAAAAGGUUAUAGUAUUGGAAGAGACGCUAGCGGCAAGAAGAGCAGAUAGGCGCCGCUCAAGGGGCGAAGAAGGAGACGGGGCGCGAAGGCAGGCGCCCGAACCCAGGCCAACCUACGGAGGAGCGCCCUUCGGCUCGGCUAGAAGAAACGAUCAAGGGCGCC
This is a messenger RNA of Linum trigynum, 743 nucleotides long. Lineage: Eukaryota; Viridiplantae; Streptophyta; Magnoliopsida; Malpighiales; Linaceae. The record is from the annotation of a GenBank genome assembly.